AUGGCAGAUGCCUCUCAAGAAGAGCGGCGUGGUCGCAUUGAAGUGCCCACAACUGGCAAUACGCCGGUUCACCCGGCUCACUUUGCAGCGUCCACACACCGUGCUUCGGCAGCUCCCGAUAUCGGUAAGCCUGUUGAGGCUCAGGCGAGCAUCGUCAACAGUGGCAACAAAAGCGACACGGUCAAACAGAUGGCAAGUCCGCUUCCGGACGAGAGCAUUCUAAAGACCACGAAGGGUACUGUUGAUGCAAACGACAGUCUCCUGGGACCAUCGCGAUCCCUCCACCUUCAAGACAUCGACAGCUUCAUCGCACACUCGGGGCUUGCGGACACUCUCGACCUGCUUCCAGAGCCAAGCACAUAUAUCUUCGCUGUCUCGGACAACAAGGCAUACUUUGAAGACAGAAAGCUGCUUUUUCUCGGCGAGACGGCGAACUUUCAGAGCUGGGCGCGACUCAAGUCGUCUCCGCUGAAGCCAGACGAUAUUGAGUACGUCCACUUCAGCUUCCUCUCAAACAGAUCCACGGCGGCGGCGUACCUUGAUCGUCUGCCGGUGAACAUGUAUCCGUUCAGCAUUCUGGCGGAGAAGGGCAAUAGCGAAGGCAAAGAGCAGCUGACUGUGCUUGUGCGAUAUAUAUUUAGGGAGGCUGCGGGGUUCCAAGGACCGUUUGACAUGGAAUCGAAGCAGACGUUGAGGAGCGCGCUUGUUGUGAUUCAAGAUGCCGUCAAGAAAGCUAGAGGUGUAGAGAAGCUGCUCGACAUCCAUCCGCCCGCCAAGCUCCCUGAAGGCCUAUCAUACGUCAACAGCCCUACUGUCAUAUCUGACACUAUGACAAUCGACGACUCGUCCGAUGCUGAGGUCAUGGUCUACAAGCCCUCCGCCCCGCCGUCAGCACGCUCAAUCUUCUCGGUCCCCGCCAUCACCAAACCCAGAAAACAAACCAGGCCGGCAAAGACACACCCAAACCGCAUCACCAAGCCCACGACCACGAAGAACGCACACGCGGGAACGCGUAAGGGCAGAUCAACGACCCCAAGCAAGGCCCUCUACGACGCGUACUACAACGAGCUCGAGUACAAGCCUCCACCCACAAGGACAGCACCCACGGAGCGACACAAGACCAGACCCACGACCCCAAGCUCCACUGACAACGACCCCGUUUUGUUCUACGACGAGCCCGAGCCCGAGCCCUUCCCACCCCUACGCGUCAAAAGAAAACCAGAGCCUGUGCAGAAGCGUGUGCUGAAGCCUGAAUCCAGACCCAACCCCAACCCAACGCCGAAGCAAACCCCAACCCCAGCCCCAGCCCCAGCAACCCACACCACCACCCCCGCCAAACGCCCAGCGCCCUCCCCCAUCUCCUCCCCGCCAAGCCCCUACACUGCACUCUCAUCGCUCGAGCACGAGCGCGCCGCGAUCGAGGCCGAGAAAGCGGAGAUCGCGCGGCGACAGCUUGAAAGGCGGCAGGGCGAGGCGGAGGAUCUGGAGCGGUUGAGGCGGUUGGAGGAGCGUGGGGGGGUGGUGGAUGGGGAGGAGGGGAGGUUGUUGGAGGGGAGGUCGGCGGGGUGGUUGUUGGCUGUUCAGAGGAAGCGGAGGGGGUGAGGGGGGUGCGUGGGGUGGUGUUAGUUGGGAGGAGAUAUGCUUUGAAGGUGUUUCUGGGGACUGGGGGUGUCAUUGGUUCGGUGCUUGGUGUCUUCUUGUGGAAGUGUUAUGGCGGAGGUGUGGCGUUUAGUGCUUUACUCGAGCUUUUGUCAUCUUUGGCGAUACCGAACCACGAGACUGCGUAGUUGAGACUGUGUAUUUUAUUGAUUAGAUGCAUGUCGGUAGACGACGGCGGAUUGUUU
Molecule: messenger RNA, 1844 nt
Organism: Boeremia exigua
Lineage: Eukaryota; Fungi; Ascomycota; Dothideomycetes; Pleosporales; Didymellaceae
Exons: 3
Coding region: 1-1602 (533 amino acids)
Source: RefSeq, a predicted model, not a curated record